Molecule: messenger RNA, 505 nt
Organism: Rhodamnia argentea
Lineage: Eukaryota; Viridiplantae; Streptophyta; Magnoliopsida; Myrtales; Myrtaceae
Product: stress-induced protein KIN2-like
Exons: 4
Coding region: 127-324 (65 amino acids)
Source: RefSeq, a predicted model, not a curated record
ACACAACGAUUCAUCAAACAAGAACCCUGUUCGAUUCCGAGAGGAGCGACUGUGUGAACAAAGGAGCUAAAACUUCUUGCAUCUUGGCGUGUGUGGCGAUUUCAAGAGCAAGCAACAAAGAGGAAAAUGGACAACUCUAAGAUGGGCUUCAGCGCCGGGCAGGCCAAGGGCCAAGCCCAGGAAAAGACCAGCCAGAUGAUGGACAAGGCCGCCAGCACUGCUCAAUCCGCAAGGGAUUCCAUGCAAGAGGCCGGUCAGCAGAUGAAGGCCAAGGCACAGGGUGCUGCUGAAGCGGUGAAGAAUGCCACGGGGAUGAACAAUUGAAGAGCUCCGUUAGGGAAUGAAUGAAUAAUUAAGUUCUGAUUAUGUUUUGGCUUCCUCUUUUUCUUUGUUUCUUGGUUGAGUGAAGAGGGCAAACUGUGUGUGUUUGGCGAGUUUACUCAUCUCGCUUCAUAAAAGUCUCAGGACGUAGUUUGCCUUUUGAGAAUGUUGUGUUCUCUCUCUC